AUGGGGAAGGAUGUACAGAGAGAGAUCCUAGAGCUUGAGCGUGAGCUCUUGACCUUGAGAGUCAAGAAUGAAGUGCUGCUCGCCCACACCUCCGCUCUCGCUCAAAUUAGCCAUCCCACGGCUGAUCCACCAGCUAGUGCCCAGCAGACGACCAGCUGGACUAUCCCCGACGACAUCAGCUCUGACCUCAAGAAGCUCUUUCAGACCCCUCGAGACUCAAAGGAAUACAAAACGAUUCUCAACAACCUCCGCAUGGCUCUCGGCGUCGACGCGUCGGCCCUCAGCCCUGACAAGCUCUCGUACGACGACUACGAGGUCAGAGUCGCAAGAGAGUGGGAGCUCGAGCGCAAGGCCAGCAGCCUCGGCGACCUCAACAUCCUCCGAGUCAUGGCGGAGUGCAUCCCCGGCGGGAGCGCGGCGAGUCCUCUUGCGGGGCUACAGGGGAUGACGGAGAGCGCUCUAUCGGCUCUAUGGCAGACGGCGAUAGGGAGGAGGCUCGAGGAGGCGCUGAGGAGGCCGGCGGAGGCAGGAGGGCGGGCGGGAGGAGACAGUCCGACGUCGCACAACAGCAAGUUUGCGGUGAAUGAGUCGGACGGUACAGGCAGCGGGGAGGUACGCGAGGCCGUGUACGGGAAGAUCGAGGAGUACUACGGGGGGCUGAUGGAGCGGAUCGGGCUACCUCAGACGGAGCUGAUGAAGGCGAUAGAGGAGGAGCACUGCAAGGGCAAGGACGCAGAGGAAGCGUUCACGACGAGCAACUACAACAUCACGACGACAGCCAAGGAGGAGUGGCUCAACGUGACAGACCCGGAGAGGAGGCGGAGGCUGUCGGACGGGACGCGGGUGAUCCGAGGGAUGGAGGAGCUGAAGGGGCUGGACACGGCGAUCAAGGCGGGGCUACAGGAGGCGGAGCUGAUCGCGCUGCAGCUCUACACAG
Guillardia theta CCMP2712 is the source of this 937-nucleotide messenger RNA. RefSeq lists its product as hypothetical. Lineage: Eukaryota; Cryptophyceae; Pyrenomonadales; Geminigeraceae. The transcript has a single exon. The record is from RefSeq and is a predicted model, not a curated record. The annotation marks the transcript as partial.